Dracunculus medinensis (Guinea worm) is the source of this 1098-nucleotide messenger RNA. NCBI's taxonomy places the organism in Eukaryota, Metazoa, Nematoda, Chromadorea, Rhabditida, Dracunculidae. The record is from the annotation of a GenBank genome assembly.
GGAUUAUUAUCUAAAUCGAAUUCGUUCGACAGUAACAUCAGUUGCUGCACAAGUUAGCAACGCUCUUUCUGCUAAUCCGAUAACAAGAGAUUAUGAAGUUUUUUCACUUAUUGCCACUGCUGGUUCUUCUUUGACAUGGAAAAUUUAUUCUGGACGAAAGCGUUCAACUAAGCAGGUAGUUGCAAUAUGGCUUUUCGAGAAAAAAGAUUCUGAAAAAUGGCCUCGGUAUGAAAAGGAACUUUUCAGCGAAAUACUGAAAAAGGGUGUGCAACAGUUAACGAAAUUGAGGCAUCCUCGAAUACUUGUUGUUUUCAGCGAAUCUUAUGCAUUUUGCACUGAGCCAGUUUUUGCAAGUCUAGCAAAUUGUUUUUCAUCGACAACUGAUAAUAUGCCACAUUUGAACGAUUUUCAUUUGUUGGAUAUUGAAAUUCGACAUGGUUUGUUUCAGGUUGCUGAAGCUCUUUCAUUCUUGCACGUCGAUGCCCGAAUGCUUCAUAGAAACAUUUGCCCAGAAAAUAUUAUAAUAAAUAAUAGAGGGGCUUGGAAAUUGGGUGGAUUCGAUUUUGCAAUUCAAGGCACAUCAACCAAUAAUGGAAAAGUUACUUAUGAUAUGCUAGAAUGGGAUCAACGAAUUAUGUCUAUAGUGCAGCCAUCCUUGAAUUAUAUUGCACCAGAAUAUAUAAUUGGUGGAAGAUGUGAUUCAUAUGCAGACAUAUAUUCGUUGGGUGUAUUAUCUGUUGUUAUUUUUAAUAAAGGAAAACCUCCUUUUGAUCAUCAAAAUAUGCUCGAUAUCUUCCGAAGAAAUAUCGAAAAAGUGAAAACAUUUCCAUUGUCAAUUCUAUCAAAUGUUCCUACAGAACUUCGAGAUGACUUGAAAAUGUGCUUUAAUAUCACUCCUGAUUUGCGACCAGAUGCCACUCAGUUUUCCAAGGUUAUCUACUUCGAUGAUCCUUUAUUGAAAACACUUAAUUAUUUGGAUGCACUUUGUCAAAUGGAUAAUUGUCAGAAAAUGCAUUUUUUCAAAGGAUUACCUCAAAUUUUAAUAAAAUUCCCUAAAGUUAUAUUAUUCAGAAAACCAAUAUUUCUUCCUAUUUAAUU